AUGAAGAUUGGUUUCGUAUUAAUAGUAAUCCACAUAUUAUUGCAGUUAUCGAUGACAUCACUAUUACUUAUGGCGACGGAGGCCCCUCCUCCUGAGGAAACCACUGAGGAAACCACAGAUGAGCCGGGAGGUAAUGACAAUACUGGCAAUAGUGGUAAAAUUAUUUUAACGGUAACGAAGAAAGGUAACGCUAAUGUGAUCGUAUUUCCUACUGGAGCCCCUCGUGCAACUGGUGGCAGGGGUGGCAGGGGUAAUGGUGGUCAGGGCGGGGGUCGAGUCUUACAGCUGACUGCUAACAAAAAUGCUGUCCAAGAGUUCAAAGAUCAAAAGCAAAAACAGAGAGAAAGUCGUCAAAGUGGCUGA
Oppiella nova is the source of this 363-nucleotide messenger RNA. The record is from the annotation of a GenBank genome assembly. Lineage: Eukaryota; Metazoa; Arthropoda; Arachnida; Sarcoptiformes; Oppiidae.